Messenger RNA from Colletes gigas, 1401 nucleotides. Its product is annotated as transmembrane ascorbate-dependent reductase CYB561-like. Lineage: Eukaryota; Metazoa; Arthropoda; Insecta; Hymenoptera; Colletidae. The coding region runs from base 213 to 953 and encodes 246 amino acids. Gene Ontology annotation, molecular function: oxidoreductase activity. The record is from RefSeq and is a predicted model, not a curated record. The transcript has 5 exons.
AGAAAGAAAAUUAAAUAUGUUAAUUUUGGUUUGAAAUUUAUGCAUUGUAUUUUAUAGUAUUAUCGGUUGCUGUGUUGACCACAAGUGCGAUGUGUUCAAACAUUUAGCAUUAUAUAUAAGAACAUAAAAUCGAUAAGCUAUUUUACGUCGUUGGGGAAGUGACAUACACCUGUUGAUAGUUCCUUAACACAGCUGUGAAAGAAACUAUAGAUAUGGAACUAAACGAAGAACCACGUGUCUUCUUAGAGGGUUUCAAACCGCUCACAAUUUUAAUGGAAAUCCUUGGAGCAACUUUAAUCAUUUUGGUUGCAAUUUGGUGUAAUAAUUACAGAGGUGGUUUCUCUUGGAGAUCCGAUCCGAAUUUGGAAUUCAAUUGGCAUCCUAUGUUAAUGAUUAUUGGAUUUGUGUUUCUAUAUGCAAAUGGUAUGUUGAUAUAUAGAACCAAAAGGAAUGCUCGUAAACGAAGACUUAAGUUAAUUCAUGGCGGCAUGAUGUUAUCCAUUGUUGUAUUGGUAGUAAUUGCUCUUGUCGCUGUGUUCGACAGCCACAACUUAAGACCAGUACCAAUUCCAAACAUGUACAGUCUUCACAGCUGGAUUGGACUUACCAGUGUAAUCUUGUUUUGCUGUCAGUGGCUUGCUGGAUUUUUGUCAUUUCUAUACCCAGGAUUGCAAGUUCCAUUACGUGCCUCUUAUAUGCCCAUUCACGUGUACUUUGGUAUCGCGGGUUUUGUCGGUGUAAUUGCUUCUUGUCUCCUAGGACUCAAUGAAAAAGCUAUUUUUACAUUAAAUGACGAUUACUCGAAGCUCGUCAACGAAGCAGUAUUAAUUAAUGUAAUUGGGCUUCUAAUCAUUCUCUUUGGAGGACUAUCGGUUUAUCUCGUUUCGCAAGAGCGUUACAAACGUCUCUCCAAGCCGGAAGAUGAAUCAUUGGUCAGUGGCAGAAAUCAGUAAACGUCCGUGAUACAUGAAAACCUCUCAUUCGACUUCCUGAAGCAUGUAAACAAAGAUCUAGGCACACUUACGCAUAGUACUUAUGUAAAAUUUGUAAUUUUUAUAUAUUAUUUGCAUUGUGCAAAUUUAAUUCGUGUAUAUUAAUGUCUCUGUACUAGUCCGGUUUUUAAAUUUCAUUACUUUUAUACCUCGAUUAACUAUGGUGCUACAAACUAUAAUUUUAAAUAAACUAAUAAUAUAGGUACAUACUGUUUAGUAGUACGAAACAUCACAAUCCGAAUCUCAGAACGGUAUUGUUUAUAUUUUAUUAAUACUGCCCCCAUUCAUGUGCUGCUAAUAUUGUAAAAUGUAAAAUAUUGAUAAUAAUGGGUUUUUAUUGUUUUAAUAUGUUUAUAAAUGUGCGCGGGUUGAAUAUUAAAAUUGCGUGUUAAUCUACAAAGACCACGAA